UAGACCCACUCCUUACCUACUCACUGCACUGCAUGUACAGAUACUAUGGCUGGCAAAGUGGACCUCAAGGUUGUGCUCUUAGGGAAGGAGUACGGCGGCAAGACAAGUCUCGUGGAGCGCUACAUCCACGGCAAGUUCAACUCGAACGCCCCUUAUCAAAGCACUAUAGGAGCAGCGUUUGGAGCUAAGAAGGUAUCUGUGCAGGGGGAGUCAGUCACACUGGGUAUAUGGGAUACUGCUGGAUCUGAGCGCUAUGAGUCAAUGAGCAGGAUAUAUUAUAGAGGUGCCAAGGCCGCCAUUGUGUGCUUUGACUUGACAGAUUCUGCAAGUUUUGAUCGUGCCAAGUUCUGGGUGAAUGAACUAAAGCAGACAGAAGAGGAGUGUGUGGUGUACUUGUGUGGUACUAAAUAUGACCUUGUGGAAGAGAACAAGAAGUUGCGCAAGAUAGACUCUGCAACUAUUAAAGAUUAUGGUGAUGAGAUACAAGCCAAGUAUGCAGAGACUUCAGCCAAGACUGGCUAUAACAUUGAAUCUCUGUUCCUCAACAUUGCUGAUGAUUUCAUUCAAAACUCUCGCAGUAAGGCUUCCAACAGACCAGACACUGGAGCUGGGGGGACUGGGACUGCCCUAAGAUUGGAAAACCCCACGCCCAAGAGGGACAAGUGUUCCUGUUGACCCCACACGAUCAUGUCUCUCAGCCAGCACUUUUUAAAGACUUUAUUAAUUAGUUUCUCUAACUGUUCACAAGUAUUGUCCCUUCAUGCAUUGUACACGUCGUAUGUUUGUACUUAUAUAUGGAUGUCUUUAUUUUGACACGUGCAAUCACACAAGUUAUAUAAAAUCUCA
This is a messenger RNA of Halichondria panicea, 846 nucleotides long. RefSeq names its product ras-related protein Rab-24-like. The transcript has 8 exons. Bases 46 to 675 code for a protein of 209 amino acids. The record is from RefSeq and is a predicted model, not a curated record. Lineage: Eukaryota; Metazoa; Porifera; Demospongiae; Suberitida; Halichondriidae. Gene Ontology annotation, molecular function: GTPase activity; GTP binding. Gene Ontology annotation, cellular component: endosome; Golgi apparatus.